Molecule: messenger RNA, 11566 nt
Organism: Porites evermanni
Lineage: Eukaryota; Metazoa; Cnidaria; Anthozoa; Scleractinia; Poritidae
Source: the annotation of a GenBank genome assembly
AUGUUAUGCCUGAAACAUAUCGAAGGAAGAACUUAUGACCCGUCACUCCAGCCAGAAAAAGUUUUGCUCAAGCCAACAGUUACACGUUUUGGUCGUUGCAAUGAAAGCUCAGAUGUUGUUAUCGAUAGUUCAAUCUCUCCCUUGAUGAUAAGUCGUUUACACGCUGAAAUUCGUUUCGUUGAUGGAAAAUAUAGAAUUGAUUGCAAAGGAAUGAACGGAAUGAUUGUAAAUCAAAAGAAGCGGAGUUCAGCUGUGCUUUGCGAAGGAGAUGAGAUUGUUUUCGGUGGCAUCGGUGUUAAGAAAAAAGUUAAAGAAGGACAGAUAGUGCGGUCUUAUGAUUCAGAGCUGGUGUAUGUUUUUGUGGAGGUACGUCCCAGCAGCUCUGAAGAGCCAGAUUCUCUUGGUGAAGGUACUAGUGAUGGUAAAGUACGUCGUCGAAGCAAACGAAAACAGCCUGUAUCGACAAGUGAAGAGUUAUUAUUAAGGUACAAAGUGUGAAGCGCAGUUCAUUACUUUCCCCUCUACUGUGGAAAUGGGACAUUUCCCCCCCCCCCGUUCCUUUUCUUUUUCUCUUCAGCUACUGACCCCCCUUAUAAGGAUAUAGAAUGUUAUAUGAUAUAGAAAUAAAAAUUGUCUUGAAUAAGGUUUCGUCUUUCAGAUAAACGGGUUUUGGUAUAUUAACAGCUUAGACUGGAACUGAAAUUAAGGUGGCUCGAUAGGGUUUUUCAGGGUCAAUACGUCCCCAGUUUGAUCAAAAUGCCAAGAAAAUGGCUGCAAGUGAAAUAGGUAAUGGAAUCAUUUCAUUGCUUUGACAACUCCAAUGUCAUAGUAACCCUGAUCAUGACAAAUUUUCAUCUUCAUCGAAUACAUCAGUGGUGGUAAUUUCUCCAAAUCUUUGUUGACAGUGACAUAGGGACUACAUGUAUUGACCCUGAAAAACCCUAUUGAGCCACAUAUUAAAAAAGGUCCUACGCGUGCCACCUGAUACUGUACGAGUUCCCCACUCACAGGUCAUCAACCAAGACUUUACAGAAGUGCACAGCCCCCCCCCCCCCCCCCCCCCCCCCCCCCCCCCCCCCCCCCCCCCCCCUCCUUUCUUCCGUAAUAAAUACAUUACUUUUUUUUUUUUUUUUUUUUGUUUUCUCUGUCUUUCUAGAAAAAAAAAACAAAAGAAAAAAAAAAAAGAGAGAAAAAGAAAAAAGAUGAAAGAAAAAAAAAAAACAAAAAAACUACUGGGUGGUAUUUUCUCCAAAUCUUUGGUACAAGGAAAAAAGGGACUAACUGUAUUGCCCCCAAAAAACCCUUUUGGGCCCCAUAUUAAAAAAGGUCCUCCCCGUGCCCCCUGAUACUGUACAAGUCCCCCCCCCACAGGUCACCAACCAAGACUUUACAAAAGGGGCCAGCCCCCCCCCCCCCCGCCCCCCUGGACCUUCAGUGAGAAGGCAUCUUCUCUUAAUUCAGUGAGAAAAUUCCUUCAGUUUUCUUUAAUCUUUUAGUGGCCUUCCAGCGGAUAAGAACAAGAAGUCCAAGAAAAGAGGUAAAGAGGUGAGAAAAUGCAAACUUGUUGUCAAAACACACCCAAUGAGGGCUAUGACUCAUAUUGCUUUGCACUGCUUACACACUUAUGGACCUGAAAAUGCUAGGGAUAUAAAGCUUUUCAAAACUAACAGAUCGAUGUCACUACCAGAGAUUGUUACGUCCCUGUGUCAUUGCUUUUCUUACUGGAUCAUUAGAACUCAUGGAUCAUAGAAAAUCUACUUUGGAAUGUCCUGUGGUCUUCUAUUUUCGUGAAAAGUGGCCUGUGUUUUCAAUUAUUCAAAUUUAUUUUUUGCAAAUUUAUGAUAUGAAGUUUGCAUGCAUUUCUUGUUUGACAGCUGUAAAGUAAUAUAGGAUGCACAAUACAGGGCCGUAGCUAAGUUUUUUGUAAUGAGGGGUGGGGGGGGGGGGUAUUAUUGCGAGUGCUGAAGGCAUGAGCCUUGCAGGGGGGUCCGGGGGUAUCUUCCCCCAGAAAAGGCUCAAAUUUGGAGGCUAUGAAAUGGUAUUUUUUAACACUCUUCAUAAGAUAUGUCUCCAAAAAAUUGACCUUGAAUAACUGUGAAAAGGCAGGCGUUUUCAAUGCUUACAAGAGCUUAUUUCCCAGGUCCUGUUAAUUUGAAACACACUGUAUACCCAAGCACUAGUACACUAAACAUUUCACAAUACUGCAUGAUGGUUGGCUAACUAACCUUGUGCUUACUAUUUGCACACACCAUGGGCCAACCAAUUUCUCUGUCAUGAAAAUGGUAAACAAUUGCAAGUCACUACAUUUAAAAUAACCAAGUGCAAAGCAAACAAAUCCAUCCACAGACUUGAUUUGUCUGGCUCAACAGGUCCAUGGGGGGGCAGCUUACCUUUGCCCCCCGCUAGCUACGGCUCUGCAAUAGCUAUUUUGAACAGGGCACCCAAUUUUUCUUUCAAGUAGUGACCUAUUUUUUGCAAAACCCAAUUAAGCAAUUUUAAAAAAGGUUUAGUGUUUCACACUCUUUGAAUUUUUUAAUAAUUAAAAACACAGGUUUCAAAAGAUCAGGAUGUAGAAUGUGAAAAAGAUAGUCACGAAGAAACCAGGGAUAAUGGAAAAGGUACUUUUCAAGAGAAUAUCUUAUGUAUGUAAUGCUAAAGAGAGAUAAUGAAAUAAGAACUUAAAGAUUAUUUCUUAAGAAGUACCUAAGAAGUUGAAUACCUUUGAUAUAAAUUAUUGAAAGUUUUUUUAGUAGGGAAGGCUAGGUAUUGUGGUAAAUGUAUUGGGAUCACCACAAAAAAUACUACUGAUAAGAGACAGAUAAACUGCAAAUUCAAAGAUAUGCAUGACAGUUGAUCUUGGUUAGCAUUAGGAGGCCACAACUGUGAGAACUUUUGUCCUUUUGAGGUGACAGAGGAUGCCACUGUUCCACUUGGCCUGAAAAAUGCUCAGGAAUGUGACUACGUGAGUUCUCCUUUUUGCAUUGACAAACUAAGAAUAUGACCCAAGUUGUUAACAUUAUUAUUUUGUUGACAAAAUCAACUGUUAUCCAAAUUUUUGAAUUUGUGGUCUUCUUGUUUUGGUAGUAUUGAAUUAAUAAAGGUCCAGUCAGUGUCCCGUUGUAUAACUGUUAGGCCCCAAUCGAUUGUGCUAGCGUAAUUUUUGCCAUCAUUUAGAAAAGUGGGGGUGAUUUUUGCACUUUUUAUAAAAGUAGCACUACUAGACAUAUUUUUAGGAUUUUUAGAGGAAACAUUACCAAAGACAUGGCUUGCUUGCUGUCAGAGAGUGAUUGUUUUUAAGUUCUGUCCAUGGUUUAGUCUAUGUUCUUAUGGGAUCUUGUGUAAUUUGUGCACCCCUUGAUUGAGUCUCAGUCAACGCUACUGGCUGAUACUCGAUCAAUAUGUUUGCGGACUCUAGGUCGCCAUAUCGGUCAACAUAUCGGCCGACUCCCGGUCAAUCUCUUGGCUGACAUCGGCUGUCCGACUCUUGGUUGACAUGUUGGCCUAUAGGUCGAGCGAUAGCCAACUGAGAGUUGGCUGAUGUGUCGACCAACAGAUCGGCUGAUUGUGUUGGUCGGUAUGUUGACCAAUAGUCAGUCGACAUAUCGAUCAAUAGGCUACUGACAUUCAACCAAUACUUCACUGAUGCGGUAUAAUAUUAUUUUUGUGUCUUCUCAAAUUUUUGUCCUGUCCGUGGUUUAGUCUAUGUUCUUAUGGGAUCUCGUGUAAUUUGUGCACCUCUCAGUUUGGUAUUGGUCAAUGCUAUCGGCCGAUAUAACUCGAUUGACAUGUCGGCCGAGAUGACGGCUGACUCUUGGUCGCCAUAUUGGCCAACUCCCAGUUGACUCGGCUGACUUUGGUUCGCUGACUCUCUGUCGUCAUGUUGGUAGACGGACAGAUUGGUGGAUUGUGUUUUUUUAUUAUUAUUUCAUUAAUUCCAAAGUACAACAAUUACAGUAAUUAUCACAAAGCAUACAUGCACACAUGGACUACACACCUAAGCACACAUGCAAUUCUACAAUCACUACAUGAUUGUGUUGGUCGGUAUGUUGACCGAUAGUCAGCAGACAUUGAUAGGUUACUGACAUUCAGCCGAUACUCUACUGAUACUUAGUCGAUGAUAUAUUUUGUGUCUGCUCAAAUUGUAGUUGUUUUAGUGUCCAUGAAGCAAUUUUUAAGGGGCUUUGACGGAUUUUACCAGUUUGAUAUUUUUGUUUUUUGGAAAAAAUGGGGACUGCUAUGGCAUCACAUUUAAGAGGUAUUCAAGGACAAUGUAACAUUAAAAAAUGCGUAGAACCACGGCAGAAAUCCGACAAACUGACUCAGUGAGGCUGACGUGGGAUGACAUGAACAACAGAACAGAAACUAUUUUCAAACCUCCGACCGCGAUAUCUUACGCGUAACACUGAAACCCAGCUCCCUUGUUCUAAUUUUAAAACACAAUCGACUGAUAUGCCACCGACAAUUGACACUCCCCGUAUUGGCCAGCCAGGUGUCAGUCAGCAUACUGGCCAUGUAUAGGCCGACAUAUUGGUCGACAUGUUGGCCGACACUUCAGCAUGUUGAUCGAUAUGUCGAUCAACAUGUUGACCAACAGUUGACCAAUAUAGCGAUUGCGUGGUGACUGAUACUUGGCUGACAUAUAAAGAUAUCAGCCAAUAGUGCCAUAUCAGUGUCGAUACUCGACCGAGAGGUGCACAAAUGACACAAGAUCCUUCUCAUGUCUGGGGGAGGAGGGAGGUUACCACAACACUGAGGAGGUAAAGACUGCAUUGGUCUCGGUUCCUGCUUUCACUAGCAGCAAAUUGAUGGCGUCAAGCAACUUGUAGAUACAAGAAGAAUAGCUGUUUGACAGGCUGGAACUUGCUCAAAUUGUAAGAGAUCCGGGCCUAAAGCAAACCAAAGGUAAAUAGAAGGCCAAGGGGCCAUUUGACGUGAGAAAAGUCCGUUAAUGUGAUCUCAUACUUAAAGAAAAAGAGGCAUAAUUUUCCAAAAGGAGCUCUGUCAAUAAUAAUUAUUGUGAGCACAGUUCGCUGAAAAUCAAGCUCUGCUAGCUAAAGGCAUAAUAAUAAGCUGCCUUUACUAGCACUGCAGUCAAUAAUUUCCUACAAUGUAUUUACUAUUUUACAACAUUAUCAUCAUCUUUCUUUGGCUUUUUUUAUUUUAAUAGGAAUGGUUAGUGGCCUAAAAUUACACCAGCUGCCUUAGAAAAUUAAUAUUUGCUUAAAUAUUUUUCCUUGAGCUUUACUUUUCUGUGAUUUUUGUUUUGUUUUAAUUUUUGUUUUUGAUUUUCCAUUAAAAUAUAUUUUUUUUUUUGUGGAAAUUUAGAUGGGAGAUCCAAAAAAUACCUGGCAGAUCUGAAUGAGGAGCUAUUAUGUUGUAUCUGCCGUGAACUGAUGGUCUUAUCUCACACACUGCCAUGCUCACACACCUUUUGUUACAGCUGCAUCAGGGACUGGCUUAGGUAAAGAGUACAUUUGAAAUAUGUUUUAGUAUAUCUCUCGUGUUGUUUUUCAUCAUCUUCUCGAGGUAAAUGAGUAUGUUAAUUUUGAAACUUUCAGAUAUUAUUUCUUUAUUAUUGUCAAGUAUUUCCAAAAUUAUUUUAUUUUAUCUACUUAAAAAGUUAAUAACAACAGAAAACAUUUUGAGAAUUAUAAUCUAAAAUAUCACAUUCAUGUGUUUAGUCAUUCAGGUAACUGUCCAAACUGUAGAGCAAGCACUCAGUUGAAAUUAGCAGUGCCAGUCAAGGUAAUGUUGUCAAAUAUAUUUGUUAUUCCUGUAUCCCUCUGUUAGUCAAGGAAACAGCUCUCUCUUUUGUGACAUUAAAUUGUUUUGAGGUAUUCCUAGUCCAUGCAUGUACAGUAGGCUUGGGACAAGCCCUGUUAGUUCCCCAUCCAUUGUGCAUGACUGCAGUCACUCUCCACUUUCCUCAUGUUUGCCCCUGCUCGCCUGAAAAACACGACCACAUAAAUUGACAACUGUGUUUAAUAUUAUUUAAAACCACACCGUUUAAAAUCCUUUUGAAAGGGUUGAUUUAGCAUCAUCACUGUCUUCUAACACCCCCCUGCUCCAAUCAACAAUUUAUAAGAAUUGUUUCUCCUUAGGUUCCUAAAUUUUCUCAGUCCUUUUCCUAAAAAAGUCCAGAGUUCCCACUGAAAAAAUCCCGUAAAAGAAGACAAACAUCCACACAAGAUUUUUUUCUAUGGCGUAAGUGCUCCUCCCCUCAAUCCGGGGACUUUUAUUUGAAACUGUCAAUCUUCCCGCGCGUAACAUAAUUUCCGGUAAAAAUGCACUUCCGGUUUGCUCUUACAAACAAUUCUUUUAGAAAAAAGGCACAAGAAAUAAUCCUUAACAAGAAUCGCUGUGUAUGUUCCCUUAGCUGACUUUCUUUGGUGCAGGCUUAAAAUUUACUGUUUUUACAGGGUUCAAAUAAAAUCACAGCUUUUAACCUGAAUCUGUGGGCUUUUUAUGUCAAGGCUUAUUUUCUCCCAAUAAUGAAUAAUAAAUGAGCACAUCCUGUCAAUAGUCAACAUUGCGAUUUAUCACAGUAGAUAAAGGAACAGUUAAAUAUUCAAUGUCCAGGAAACAAUGUCAGCGCGAUUCAUGAAAUAUGUUCAUAGAACUGAUAUUUGGGAAAUCAAUAUCAAUAAUUAUCGGUAUCACCAAUUUGAAAGGUAACCAUGUUUGGAUCACAUACUUAGAUGAAAACUGAUUGCCAGAAAUACAUAAAUUAGUUCUUAUCUAAGUUUUUUUUUAGAAAGAAGACUGUGAUGUGUGAAUCUCUCCUUGCUGAAGACAUUCUGAUAAUCAAUACUCAUAAGAUAAAGCUGAUAAAAGUAAAACAGUUUACAAGUUUGUAUUUAGGACUGGAGCAAAGUUAUUACUAUAAUAUAUUAAUUCAUUCGCCUGAAGCAGAAUCGCUUCUCAAAAUUCCGUAAUCAAACGGUUCAUCACUCCAUUCCUCUGCUUCAGAAUUAAUCAUUUGCUGUGAACAUGAGAUCUCCUUUUCAACUUUAGCGGCACACUUUAAAUUUCCAAGCCUUCUUUUACUCAUUUUAAAACAUCCCUUGGCUGCUUUGUGGUGUGUUAUGAAAUAUUUAAACCAACAUUACAGCAACUUCAAUUUCAAUUGGCUGAUCAAAGCAUGACAUUAUCUAUUUCCUUGGUUAAAAGUCGCCGGAAAAUGUGGUCAGAGUGCUGGCUGCUGUUUUAAACCCUGGUUUUUAAUACAGUAUUAUUUGUAUGAUCUGACAACAACUUAUACUUCAAUCUAUUGUUUGAAAUUUCAGGUGCUGGACAAUACCAUUGAUAAGGUGGCUGCAGAGGUUCUUACAGCAGAGGAAUUAAAAGAAAGAGAACUUAAAAAACAGGUUGGGUAUAGGGGACAAAUCCACCUAUUAAUGGUCUAUUUUCUUAUUCCACCACUUCCUUUCUUCUUAACAACUUGAAUAUCUAAAAUUUAUUUUAAUAGGAGAUGUCUGAGGAAGUUAAAAAGAAAAAGGUUGAGGUGUUAACAGUUUCUUCAGAAAGGUAAUGGAAUACGAUUUACACCUAAGCAUGCAACAGAAGUGAAUUAUUUUUUAUUACUAUAACCAUUAGUCUUGUGGUGUUACCAGAGACUUGUCCAGGAAUAUAGCUUUAACCAUCAUCAACUACUAGGUAAUUUCUUACGUCCAUUGUUAUUGUAAAUGUAACACCAGUCCUGUUGAUUGAGUGUUCGGAACAUACCUUUGUUGAUUUUUUAAUGACUUGUUGACAUUUUUACAGUGAUAGUGACUCAGAUGAUAGCGUUGACCUGGAUUUUUUGCUGUGGGAUGGAGUGGUAUGUUAUAUUGUAGUUUUAGUUUAAGAGAAGCAGUGGUGCAAAGAAACUCUACUAAAUUUUCCUACCCAAAAAAAUCAUAAGGACAAUGGUUUUGAAGCAGUUUGAUCCUGUUUCUUUGUUUCUCUUGCUGUUGAUAUGAACUUUGUUUAAAGGCCGAUACACACGAGGGGUUUUGCUCCCGAAGCAUGCUCCAGGCUCAUUUUGCACGUAUCAGUACACACAAGGGAGUGUUUUCAAGUUCGCUCAAUUUGCCCUGGGAGCUUGCUCCCAAACAUUUAACCUGUUAAAUAUCAUAGAGCAUUUUGUGGGGUGGAAUUUCUGCUCCCGAGGAUGAAGUAUACCCAUGAAAUCGUUGGUACACACGGAGGACCUUUGCUCCCGGAGCAUGCCCCUGGAGCAUGCUCCAGGAGCAAAAUCCCUCGUGUGUAUCGGCCUUAAAGGUAUGUGGGUUGCAAAUCAAUACCAAGGAAGGUUAUGUGGUCUCAUUGGUGGUAUUAUUGACCCUAGCUCCUCAACUCUGAGUUCACCUAUCUCCCACAUGUAUUUCCCUUUGCAGGUACUGAGGCACAGUUUAUGUAAAAGAAAAACAACAAUACAUCUAAAAAGUAGAACACAAGGGGAACUUUGUUUUUUUCCUUUGUUUCUUUUGUUAUGACAGUAACUUCAAAAAGACCUAUUUUUUGUUAAUACUGGUCUGAGUUACUGCCAUUUUGUAAUAUCUCUUUUAGCACUUUCAUUUGGACUAUUGUUACAGUGUUGAGCAUGCUCGCAGUGGUCGUGCCAGGUGCAGAACUUGCUUCGCCCCCAUUGCUUUCAGGUGAUCAUAUUAUUCCUAGGAUAUUUUCUUGCACGUUAUAAUCUCACAAUGACUAUCAACUCAAAGUUUGAAUAUAACUAGUGUGCCCAUGAAAGGCUAUUCUUGAGUUUUUACUAUCUGCAACUUUUUUGGGAUUGAUAAUGGUUGCCACAGCUUAAUGCAGUCUGUUUGUAUUAGUUUAAUGUAUUUCACAAUGUGGUUUUUGCGACAAUACUUUGGUGACAAAUGCUUUUUGUUUACAUUUUUAGCAUCUCUCAAACUUUUAGAUGGCUCCAACGAACAUGACAAUUUGUACAGGACUUUUGUACUCAAUGACUUAAAGAAAAGCCUACAGAAAAUACAUGUAUUCAAAAACAUUUCUGAAAUUUAUUACUCAAAUCAUUAUAAUAAAGUUCACAUAUAAUGCCCACUCUGAUUGGCUGAAAAAGGUGCUUUAUGAAAUUAUAAAACAUGGAGAUAAAGUUUGUAUUGAAAAAUAGAAAGUAAUGCGUGGGGAAUUUAACAGAUUCUUUAUGAUGAAACAAAUAAAGAAACCUUGACUGUUCCCUGUUCUUUUGUAGAAAGUGGCUAGAGCACUCAAGAAGCACUACGUCGUGGGUUUUCCCCUACACCUCUUUUGUGCUCUAGCUGCCUCAAUUUCUGCGUGCUUUAUAACAAAACAGAGCACAGUCCUGACUUCUUUAUAAAAUUACUUUAAAGUAGUUUCUAAAUCUCUCUAUUAUUGAAAGAGAGAGAGAGAGAUUUAGGGACAUUUACAGCAAACCACAAAAGUGAAUUUGUGCCACGUUUAUUUUUCUUACACUGUUCGUUACUUCUACCCCCAGUUAGUAGCUUCAUAUUAGUUUCGUCAAUAACAGUAUUGUUUUUUUUUCCCAUGUGUGAAAGACAUUGUUUGCUCCUCUGAUUGGCUAGAACUCAUUUGUGUAAGAAAAUUUACGUCAUAGCAUGACAGUAUGUAUAUAAUAAAUACUAACACUACAAGAUAACAGUAAAGGUCGGAACUCACUAAGUGACAAGUUGCAGCAACCCACUCUGGCACCACAUUGCAGCAACAUAUCGUGUGUUCUGGAGAAGUUAUGGGGAAAUCGUUGUCUCAGCAACAGAAUUUUGUCGCUGCAACAAGUCGCACAAAAUCAAAUCAGACUGAAUUGGUGCAACUUGCUGCAGCGACAAAAUUCCCCAGUUCACAUGAACCAAUAUUGGUCUCUCCAAUGUGCCAUGCAACUUUUUGUAGCAACUUAUCGGCUGACCUGUACACACAGUGAUUAGUCACUGCGACCUGUUGCAGCACAUGUCGCCUAGUGUGUUCCCACCUUAAGUAACUGCAUUGGCAUAAAAUGUGAUUUAUUGUUUAGAUCUCUUCGAUGGAUUGUUGACUUCAAAACAAGAUGGGAGCAUUUACCACAAACCCACUUUCAUCAUUUGGAAUGUUUUUUACCUCCACCUUCUAUCACAUAUGAUUAUGUAAGUAAUUAAAAUAAUUGUUGAUAUAAAUUUAAAAUUAUUGUCUUCUGCUUAUGCCCUAAUGUGAGUCUGUUAAAUUUUUAGUAUCAGGAAUAAACACUAGCACAGUGCUCAACUUAAAUGUAUAGUGUGAGCAUUUUUGUCCAAAAUGCUCAACCAGCUUCAAACUGGAUUUUUUGGCAAACUUUUCACAGGGUUCGAACACGUCUUGAAAACCCUGAAUUUUUAUUGUCCUUUUUCAAGGCCUUGAAAGUCCUUGAAUUUUAAUUGACGAACAUUUUCAAACACCAAAAAACAGAAUAAAAUUGGCUUUGAGGAAAUGAAGGUCAGGCAUGGAUGGCGCGUGCUUCAAAAGGCUGAGGUCUUAGAUGGUUACUAGUGCCUUUGCAUUAUAAAAAUGGCUGGCCUUAAGAACAAAAGCUCAUUAUUAUUCGGAACGUUUUCAUAGUUUAUUUGGAACCCUUGUAAUAAAUUAGGUCCUUGAAAUUUAAAAAUGUGGUCCUUGAAUUUGAUGUAAGAAGAAGUGUAUGAACACUGUUUUCAGGGGGAAAUGGUUCAAAAACAGCCAAGCACAGAAGAGAAUUUUAAUUCUAAUUUUAAAAAUGCAAAUAUGGUGUGCUUUUUUUGUAGAUUUUAUCUUUUCUUUUCAUUCUCGGUAGAGAGAGGAUAUUACAUGGUGGCGCGAAGAUAUGAAUUUUAUUUCCGAGUAGCAAAACAAUAUUUUACUCACUCGCUGAGCUCGUUCGUAAAAUAUUGUUUUUGCCACAAGAAAAUAAAAUUCAUAUCUUCAAGCCGCUGUGUAAUGUUCUUUUUAUUAUAUAGACAAAAUGACAUCGAUAAAAUAAUACAGGGAAAUUACAAAAAUUACGUCAUCGAUAAACUCACGUGUGAGAUUAUGGAAAAUAAACCACUCGGGUCCCGGAUGUAGUUUUUAUGAAUUUUACGAGUGGUACAUUUUCCAGUAAAACACUCGUGUCUAUAAUUAUUAUAAUAAGGUAAGGGUAAUUUAACUUAGGUUUUUCCAUUUCCCUCGAUAGUAAAUACGACAUAUAUUUUGAUAUAUUUAACUCUGCAGCUUGCCUUCUCACCCCAACUGUCAAGAGAAGAGAAGAGACAAGUGAGGGACAUGAUGGAAGCACGCUAAUUAUUUUAACAUUGCUUUGCUUUUUAUAGGCAAAAAUCCAAAAUUUUCCUAAUUAGCUAAAGGUAAACGUUACCAUGUUUUUUCUGCCACUUUACCGAAAAAAAUAAAAACUUUUUGCAAGGAAGAAAUCUGCAACUGCCAGAAAUAGCUUGUUCAAGAUAUUUUCUUGCAAUUUAUGGUCAUUAUGUUGUAUGUAUUGCUUUCAUUCAUACCAAAAACUUUAAGUUCUAAAAUUUGCCUUUCAACACAAAAUAUAUAAGUAAUUUUUUCAAUCAAUCCCUUCAUAUAAAUGGCUUGCAAAAGCACAAUAAUAUUUCCC